This is a messenger RNA of Cryptotermes secundus, 2643 nucleotides long. RefSeq lists its product as uncharacterized. The transcript is spliced from 6 exons. The record is from RefSeq and is a predicted model, not a curated record. Gene Ontology annotation, cellular component: axon; neuronal cell body; plasma membrane. Gene Ontology annotation, molecular function: protein binding; axon guidance receptor activity. The coding region runs from base 218 to 838 and encodes 206 amino acids. NCBI's taxonomy places the organism in Eukaryota, Metazoa, Arthropoda, Insecta, Blattodea, Kalotermitidae. Gene Ontology annotation, biological process: synapse organization; homophilic cell-cell adhesion.
GUCAGGAGGUCCGCAUUCAAAUCUCAGCUCGGAUAUGGACUAUUAUAAAUCAAACUUUUCAUAGUUCACCAUAGUCCAAGGAACGUUGCGGGAUAUUAUAUGAAAUAAGAGGAAGAAGGCUUCCUUUCUCAUCAUUCCAUUUUAUUAUUUAUUAAUCAUCCUGUCAAUCGACGCUACUUAAGCUACUGACGGCGUUUUUGGAUAAGUAAUAAAAUUGAUGUGGUACCAGGACACCAUCCUCUUGGACCCAACAGAUAGACGUAAGAUGGAAUCUCGUGGAAACAAACACACAUUGAACAUUCGUAACGUCCAAGGUUCAGACUUCGGGAACUACAGCUGCGUGGCAGACAACUCACUUGGACGUGCCAAGAAGUACAUGGAGCUGUCAGGACGACCGAGUCCCGCCGAAUUCCGGAGCGCGCCUUUCAGUCGUGCAUGGGACAGCUACAACCUGACCUGGGUAGUCGAGAGCUACCCGCCGCUGGAAGAAGUUCGCCUGCUCUACAGGAAGCUGAUGAUGAACGAGACGUACCAACAUCCAGGCAAGUGGCACGAUGUCAUCCUGCAGCCUCCUCACGACGAGACUUUCACGCAUGUAAUGUCAUACAACAUCAGAGGGUUGGACCAUGGCUCCGUGUUCGAAGCUAUCGUCCAAGCUAAGAACAGAUAUGGCUGGAACGAGGUGUCCGAUCUCUAUCAGUUCUAUACCCGUGGUGCAGAGCCUGAAAUGGAAGACAUGGAACUCAUCGCAAGUUCGGAUUCCUUUUCAUUGUUUCCAUGUCGGACAAUGUUGGCAAUACUGUGGAUUGCAGUGUCUACUCUGUUUUGCCACUUAUAGAAUAUGUGCUUCUGAGUUAGAUCUCUGACAUGUGAGAAGUAACCAGCGACAUAGAUCGCAGGUUGAAAACGACAUGUGCUGCUGCUGUCAAGAACUGAAGGAGUUCAUGAAGAAGAAAAUAUGAAAUGAUUCAGAGAAGAAGCAGAGAGAUGAACAAAAUAAUUAAUGUGGUUGAACUGUUUCUUUUAACUAUGAGGUUUGUGUCCAUCCUCCAUUAACCACCCAGUUUGUCCACAAACGAAUAAAGACACUAAAAGAUAUACUGAAGUGACUGAAUUAUGCAGUAAUAAUAUGCAGACUUUUAUAAAAGUGACAGUGUGAAAUGAAAGAGUCUAGUUUUUAAUAAAGUGUGAUGCAUUAGGAGAGGCUGUCUCUCUUAUCUCUCUCUGUUUUUUUGACCCCACGGUAAGAAGGACAUGUGGAAAGCCUGAAAGAACCAAGUGUUUUUAACAGUAUAAAUGACAGUGUUAAUAUGAUCAGCAUAUAGUAUUCAAAGUUAUCGUUUGUGUGAUGAAAUGGCAAUGCUAGAGAAAUGACCAAGGUACUGAAGACUAAUGUGAUGAUGAGGGUGAAGAAUACAAUUAAUAAUGGAGUCCGUGUUCCCAGAACUGACAUGUAACCCCUCCUUCAGAUUCCUGGAAAUGUUUGUAUAUAAACAAUGUCUUUUUUUUGACAUCACCGUCUACAUACUGUUGCAAAGAUAUAUAAUAAUUUUUCACUGUAUUGAAAUAUUGACAAAUAUGUGGUAUUUUUCUUAUGACCUACACAUUAUGUUUAACUAAGCUAUUACUGUAAUCACUUCAGAAUAUAUGUUCCCAUGCCUUUCCCCACUCAGCAUGUAAAAUUAAAAUAGUGGUUCUCAAAAUUUAGGUGUACCCUCCAAAUAUAUUUCUUAUGGUAAGCUUGUGUGGACAGAAAAUUGAAAUUUGUUCUAAAUAAAUAUAUUGCAAAGUCAUAUAAUACUGAUAGAAUUAAUGGUGUAUGUUACCUUAGUUUAUAAAAGGAAUAGGAUGUUUUCUUUACCCAAACCAUAUUAUUUGAUUUUAAAACUUUUCUUGUGUUACUAAUAGCAUGUAUAAGACAGUGGUAUAAUUACAAUGUUGCCAGUUUGUUUAUUGAAAACGCCCAGACAAUAUAAGCAAUACUGAAUCUUACAAAACCAUGCGCAACUUUAAUAUUAGCAAGAAUAAAAUAUGUUAAAAAUACAUAAUUUCGAAAUAUUCGAAAUUUUGUUUGUAGUUUGAAAGAAAUUGUAUAUCCUGUUUUGUAUGCUUGUUUAUUUAUUUGUGUCAGAAUAAUUGUUACUGGCUUCCUGUACAAGGUAUGUUUUUUUCCCUUUCAGGUUUACCUUUCUUCAACUCAUUUUAUUGGUACCAAUUUAAAAUUUAAUUAAUUCUUUGAAUGGCUCACUAAUGCAUAUAUUAUAAAUAUUACAUUACUACAUCCAGUGAAACUCGCUAAAUCUUGGUUAAAAAGUCACUUAUGACACAAUGUGAAAACCAAACAGAAUACACAUAAAUACACUAAAGGAACAUCAUUACUACAUAAAAACUGCCCAACAACAACACAGAGAUUUAAAUAAGUUCUUAACAAAUAUACUGAACAGCUUUUCUGACAGCUUAUGUCAUGUCUGUAUGUCUCUGUUACAUCUACUAGGGAAACCAAUUUAUACAGGCAGUCUAAAUAAUUUGAAAACAGAAUGAAAUAUAUUCUUUCAUAUUCUUUUUACAGUAAGCAACAUUUCUCUGAGAAACGUGAAAUUCAUAUUGUUGAAAAUUCCUGAGAUUUACCCCCAAAAUCCAUAU